Oryctolagus cuniculus (rabbit) is the source of this 591-nucleotide messenger RNA. It is a transcript of the gene VBP1, whose product is annotated as VHL binding protein 1. Gene Ontology annotation, molecular function: tubulin binding. NCBI's taxonomy places the organism in Eukaryota, Metazoa, Chordata, Mammalia, Lagomorpha, Leporidae. Gene Ontology annotation, biological process: microtubule-based process; tubulin complex assembly; protein folding. The record is from RefSeq and is marked inferred. Gene Ontology annotation, cellular component: cytoplasm; prefoldin complex.
AUGGCGGCCGCUAAGGACGGUUGUGGCAUGGAAGUGACCGCGGGGAACGGGCGGCGGCUUCACCUGGGGAUUCCUGAGGCAGUAUUUGUGGAAGAUGUAGAUUCCUUCAUGAAACAGCCUGGGAAUGAGACUGCAGAUACAGUACUAAAGAAGCUGGAUGAGCAGUACCAGAAGUAUAAAUUUAUGGAACUCAAUCUUGCUCAAAAGAAAAGGAGGCUAAAGGGUCAGAUUCCUGAAAUUAAGCAGACUUUGGAAAUUUUAAAAUACAUGCAGAAGAAAAAAGAGUCCACCAGUUCACUGGAGACCAGGUUCUUAUUGGCAGAUAAUCUGUACUGCAAAGCUUCAGUUCCUCCUACUGAUAAAGUGUGUCUGUGGUUGGGGGCUAAUGUAAUGCUUGAAUAUGACAUUGAUGAAGCUCAGGCUUUGUUGGAAAAGAAUUUAUUGACAGCCACAAAGAAUCUUGAUUCUCUUGAAGAAGACCUUGACUUUCUUCGAGAUCAAUUUACUACCACAGAAGUCAAUAUGGCCAGGGUUUAUAAUUGGGAUGUAAAAAGAAGAAACAAAGAUGAUUCUGCCAAGAACAAAGUGUAA